UUUAAAAGUCAUGAGUGAUUAUUGUCUGACAGGUCAUUCAAGGUUAACAAUUUUACUAGUUUUAAACAUAAAAAACUCAUUCAAAAUAGAUAAUAACUUAUUGAAUAGGCUGGUGAAUAAAUAACGCUUUCAUUUUUUACCUAGUGACACCAUUUAAUGUUGUCUUUUUAUCAUUAUUAGGGUUUAAAAUGAUAUAAUUUUUAGUAAACAUUGAUUUGAUAUAGGCAACUAUUUUUACAUGGUGUCGUUCGUUAAAAAAACUUGAUUGUUAUGACAACAACAAAACAAGCGUUUUAUUGAUUAUUAAUUUAUAAAUAAAUUUAUCUUUAGCAUAAUAACUUAAUAGUUUAAAGUACAUAAGUAGUUAUACGUAAUAAUUCAAUUCAAUUUGUUUAACUUUACAUUAAUUCCAAGAUAAGUUGUUUGAAUAUAGGCAACUUUCAUUACAUCGGGUGUGAAGUAGGUAACAGAGUGUAACGUCAAGCGUAAAGUGCACAAGGUUAGCUUUUUAUUCAUUUCCAUUUUUAUUUAAAUCUUGAUUUACUCCGCCAUAAACUACAAUAAACAAUGCAGAACAUAGUAAUAGUGCUAUUUUAAUUUGAAAUGCACUUAGUUUCAUGCAAAAAACAACUUUUAUAACCCUGCAACAGGCCUAUAACGUAAAAUAUUAUCAUGGAAGUAAAAACAGAACCAAUGGAUGAAGUAAUAAUUAAAUAUGAACCCUAUGAAGAGACAAAUCCUGAGUUUGUUGACGUUUCUGAAGACCUUUUAUCAGCAAGCAUAAAAUGUGAAAAUGAAGCAGAAGAAGAACAACCUAUUCAAGAUCCUAUUCAAGAUAAAGUAAGACCUGUUCAUGUGAUACCUUUUAUAACUACAAAUCAACAUCAUACCAGCACAAUAUCUCCAAGUUUUAAUCAAAAUCCGUCUGAUCUCAGCAUUUUCUGGGAGCCAUUUCAAGAAGACCACCCAAGAAAUCAAAUUCCAGAGGAACCAGUAACAAAUGUCACUCAACACAUGAAUUUCUAUGUAGGUAAACUCCUUCUGCAUUCAAUAUGUGGUGGACACACAUCACUCAAACUCCCUGCAGGUUUUAAAAUGUAUUUUAUCAAAGACCUCGCGGAAUUUAAUCUGUUAAUCGCACAAAUGACUGUUGAGGAUGGUUUACCGGUGAUGAAACGUCAAAUUCUCAUCAAUAGCGCAUUACAAGUCUCCCUGUUUUUCGGCACGCGUAAAAUAACGAAUAUUUCUUUAUGUAAAUGGCCAAUUAACGGUGUGAAAUGUAUUCGGUUACUUGUGGAGCGUUUUGCUAAGUUUAAGUGGUGUAGAGGUUUAUCUGCAGGCGUACGGAUAGAACGCUGGUCUUCACUGAUGAUGCUGGAUAGUUUGCAUGAUACGCAUAAGUUUCGACACUUGCAUUGCAAGUCGGUGCAUCGUAAUGUAGGCGAUCAGUGUAGACAUUGCAAGUAUUUAGAAACAAGAGAUAAGAAGAUUGCGCUGGUGAAGCGGCAGUGUUAUGUGACUUGUUCAAUGUUGACCAAUUAUAAAUACUGGCGGGGUAUGCAGCAAGGCGUGCGCAGGUUGAAGAUGAGGAUUAAGAGACUGCAAAUGGAUAAAAAUCGGUUGAAACGGGAAUUGCAGCGUGUUCAAAGUAAUCGGGUGCUGAUUAAUGAGGAGAAUAAUGUACAAAAUGAUGAAAUUAAACUUGAGAUUCACUAUGAUGGAGUUAGGAUUUAAAUUUAUGAUUUUUUUCAUUAUGAAAAUGUGUUUUUUCAUGACACAAGAUAAAAUGACUUGUUUGAUGAUAACUUAUUGAAUUCAAAACAUUUUACUAUGAAUUGAGAGGCAUUUGAGUGUUAAAUUGAGCACAUGGGUAAUGUGGGACGUUGAAACGAGUGCGUUUGUUGUAAAAUAACAACAAUAAGUGAGAAAUAUUUAAUUGUAAAGUUUAAAAAUUGAAAUUGAUUAAUUUUGUUGAGGAAAUGUGUUGAUUUGGUUGGAUGUUUAAGCAAUAAAAGGCAUAAUUAACGAAAUAAUAAGUAAUUAGACCAAAAAAUUACUAAAUAUGCACUAAAACAUCUUAAUUUGUUAUAUUUUCAAUCAAAAACAAUAUAUUUUGGAGUUGUAGUUGUUGAGGCGUAAUCUUGGUUGCAUACAUUAAAUAUCCAACAUAACUUUUUAAUAUUUUAAAAUCUUAAAGUUUUAUUAAAAUUAAAUUGAACAAAAUAUAUAUUAUUACAAGUUAAGUAUUUAAAAGUUAGUUUAUAUAAAUAUCACGUACAUUUCCACAACAUUUUCUUUGUAUUUCUCUCGAAAAAUAACAAGUAUUGUGGUUUGCCUAACAUGAAUCAUUUAUUUAACUUCACUCACGAAUAAUAGUUGAGUUUAUUUAGUAAACUUUGAAGUAAAUUUAAAUAUAUACGUGGUGCCGCCUCCGUGAGGUUUUCCUCUGCACACACAUCGUCCGCAUUGCCCAAACGUGAGUCUCGAUUCAUAAUAAUAAUUAAUAUUUUCUUUGUAUUGUUGCGACACAAUAUAACAUUCAAUAACACGUGCUGGUUCGACGGGCUCAAAAUAUAACAACCAAUAACAAUGCGAGUGGACAACUUAAAACAAUACCGCAUAUUCGCUGCUUUCUUUGAAUGAAUUAAUCAUUGUUUGUGAUUUGUGCAGUUAACACUCCAACAUCAUCAAGUCUUAAGUCUUAUAACCUAAGAAUUACACUGCACAUAACCUAAUCUAACCUCACUUUAUUUUUAACGUGGAAAGCAGAAGCAGGAAAUCAUUUGCCUUGCCUCGCACUUCAAAAUAAUCACCAGGAAAUGUCAUCGUAAUUAAAUUCGUCAUGGCCGCGCCGAUCGGAAUGCCACUAAUUGGAUUCCUCCUAAAAAUCGUAUUCCUUAUCACUUUAUUCGGCAGCACACACAGCGUCCCCACCGUCUCAACUGGCUCUCAUUCUCUCACGUCCAACCAUCACAAUCACAAUUCCAAUCCCGCUACCGCCGCUUUGCAGUCACAAUCCGUUCCAUUGCUUCCUGACAGCACUUCCAAUACAUUAGUCAUCGCUACCGCAUCCACUCACUCAACUCCAACUCCAACUCCAUCUCCAACCAUCGAACACGAUACUAUUUCACAAACUCUAAACGCCAACACUCCACCACCCUCCAAACGCAUCACGCCCAACCAUCUCGACGAGGAAACUUCAACAAAAAGGGUAUCAACUACCACUACGCCCAACGCCACUAGAAAUAAUAUUAAUACUUCCAAGUGUGAUGAUCUGGAUGAUCUAGACGCUGCUUUAUUCGGAAAACCGUAUGAAGAACAAGUAAAAAUUUAUUAUUGUAAGAUUUACGAACAUAUAGCGCCGAGGAUAUGGACAUGGGUGCUGAUCGCUUGUCACGUGGUGGUUUUUGUUGUGGGGUUGUUAGGCAACACACUGGUCUGCGUGGCGGUUUACCGUAACUGCGCCAUGCGUACGGUGACGAAUUAUUUCAUUGUUAACUUGGCUGUUGCUGAUUUUCUAGUCAUUUUGUUUUGUUUGCCGCCUACACUGGUUUGGGAUGUGACAUCCACGUGGUUUUUCGGGGAUGUUAUGUGUAAAGUCGUUCUAUAUCUACAGACGGUAUCGGUGACCGUCUCGGUGCUCACGCUAACCUUCAUUUCGAUCGAUCGCUGGUACGCGAUCUGCUACCCGCUGCGCUUCAAGUCGACGACGCGCCGCGCGCAAACUGCAAUUUGCGUCAUCUGGCUGGUGUCCUUAUGCCUGGACAUACCUGAAUUGAUAGUCAAUGAAACGCGAAGUUUCAAUCACAAGUUGAACAUUGACACCGUAUACUUCACCCAAUGCGUGGCCACGUGGAGCAGCCAAGUGGAGCGCAACGUGCAGAUAUCACGCAUGCUGCUGCUGUACUUUCUGCCUUUGAUGUUAAUGAGCAUCUUUUAUGUGCAAAUCAUACGUGUGCUCUGGCAAUCCGGCACGGUCACGCACAACGGUAUUGCUGGACGUCACUUUAAUUUCUCAAUGGUAUCGAAUGCAAGCACUAAAGGUCAGCUGCGUUCACGCAAGAAGGCAGCGAAGAUGCUUGUUAGCGUCGUUGGUAUGUUUGCAAUUUGUUAUUUCCCCGUUCAUCUUUUAUCACUAAUGAGGUUAAUGGUGCGUCUUCACAGUAGUGAUUUUAACAAUGCUAUUGCCAUGAUUUCACAUUGGUUGUGCUAUGCCAAUAGUGCCCUCAAUCCUUUAAUUUAUAAUUUUAUGAGCGAAAAAUUCCGAAAAGAAUUCAAGCGUACUAUUCACUGCACAACAAGCACGAAAGACUCUCGUGUGGAGCUGAACGCAAUUUGGAAAACACAAUUGCGUAAAGCACUUAGUUCCUCUCUGGGCAGGAGUGAUACGAAUCGCACCACAGUGACAUCAACUACUUAACCCUAACCUAAAAAAACCUAAAAAAAAUUACUAACCAUUAAAAAAUUUAGUAUUUAAUAUAGAAUUUAUAUAAACUGUGCCAGUUAAUGUAUUAAUAGGGUUAAAUGUUUAUUUUACGAGAAAUUACUGUUUGGUUGUUAAACUAAUCAAAUGUAAAACAUAACAUAACAUAACAUAUAAAUAUAAAACGCA
Dalotia coriaria is the source of this 4612-nucleotide messenger RNA. RefSeq names its product orexin/Hypocretin receptor type 1-like. The record is from RefSeq and is a predicted model, not a curated record. Gene Ontology annotation, biological process: G protein-coupled receptor signaling pathway. Bases 2843 to 4420 code for a protein of 525 amino acids. Gene Ontology annotation, cellular component: membrane. Lineage: Eukaryota; Metazoa; Arthropoda; Insecta; Coleoptera; Staphylinidae. Gene Ontology annotation, molecular function: neuropeptide Y receptor activity. The transcript is spliced from 9 exons.